AUGCACAAAAAGAUCUGUAAGGAACUGGUGGCUUGGUACAAACAAAAGGCGAAAGACAUUGUGCAGGGUGCCUUGUUCCCAGAAGUUGGACUGAAUCCGGGAGUCGACCAUGCAGGAGGGGUUGGUGGGCUAGUGGUUGUUCGCGACAUCAACCUAUUUUCCUAUUGUGAGUCUUGCUUGCUUCCAUUUAGCAUCAAGUGCCAUGUUGGCUAUGUGCCAUCCGGAGGGCAUGUCGUCGGCCUGAGUAAGCUAUCGCGAGUUGCAGAUGUAUUUGCAAGGAGGUUUCAGCAUCCUAAAAGACUAGCAAGUGAAGUUUGUGCAGCAUUGCAUAACAGCAAUAACCCGGCCGGUGUUACUGUCUCUCUUCAAUGUUGGCACAUGAAAUUUAGCCAUUUGUGUGACACCAAUUUUACUCAUUCGACCAUAUCAGAUAUGCAAAGUUGGGGAACAGUUUUAGCUUCUUCCAGGUCUGGAGUUUUUAAGGAAGGGAAGAACUCUUUGUGGGAUGAUUUCACUUCUCUUCUGAUACUAAGUGGGAUUUUACAUCCAAGGCUGAAGGAGCAUAUGGAGCAUUGCAUAAAUCAUCCAGAGGAAAUGAGCAAACUUUCAAAGCUAAAAGCUCAUAUAAUUGAGGUUAAAGGAAUAAUGAUGGACAAUAUAGAAAAGGAUUUGACGACAAUGUGA
Messenger RNA from Zingiber officinale, 684 nucleotides. Its product is annotated as GTP cyclohydrolase 1-like. Gene Ontology annotation, biological process: tetrahydrobiopterin biosynthetic process; tetrahydrofolate biosynthetic process. NCBI's taxonomy places the organism in Eukaryota, Viridiplantae, Streptophyta, Magnoliopsida, Zingiberales, Zingiberaceae. The record is from RefSeq and is a predicted model, not a curated record. The transcript has 4 exons. The coding region runs from base 1 to 684 and encodes 227 amino acids. Gene Ontology annotation, molecular function: GTP binding; zinc ion binding; GTP cyclohydrolase I activity. Gene Ontology annotation, cellular component: cytoplasm.